CGGUAUGCGCACCGAAACAUCACCAUAUUUCAGCAUUCAGUCAACUUGCUUGUGUGCUCUUCUUUCUCUCUGCGCGGUGCAUCGUCUCCACGUCCACCCCUCAUCUCCAUUGUGGAUCUCCGUUCCGCGAUAUGGGUUCAAUAGUGCGACAGAUAUUGCUCGCUCUUAUGGUGAGUACCAGUCUCGUUCACUGCGAGCCACCCCUCAGCAACCAAUAUGGAGUCCCCGGAAAUUACGCGGGUGGAGGUCAACAUGGGGCACAGGGCGGUCAUGGGGGAGGCGGAUUCGGAGGUCGUUAUGAAGAUAAUCAGGAUUACAUCGACAACGAGCCAAAAUCCUACGAGUUCGGGUACUCCGUGAAGGAUCAAGCUACCGGAAACGAUUUCGGCAGGCGGGAGUCGAGUGACGGCGAGACCGUUCGCGGCGAGUACCGGGUACAGCUUCCGGAUGGCAGGACACAGAUCGUCACUUACACCGCCGAUUGGCGAACCGGCUUCCACGCGGACGUCAGGUACGAGGGCACCGCGACUUACCCGGAUCAGUACAACACGCAAGGCGGGUACAACACGCAAGGCGGGUACAACGCACAAGGCGGGUACAACGCCGGCGGCCAAGGUUUCGGAGGCUACCAAGGAAACCACAUCGGAGGCGGAUAUUCUGGUGCAGGUGGCAACCAGGGCGCUUACAACUAUCAAUCAGGCGGUGCAGGACACUACAACAACGGCAACAAUUACCAAUUCGGUUCUAAUUCCCUAGAGAGCAGCAGUAGUUAUAACAGUUUCGGUGCGAGGAAUACUUACUCCGGCGUACCGUCGCCCACAUACGGUCCUGCUUUCCAUUAGAAUACGUGAGAAAGUAUUAUAGGUGUACUGAUUUUGCAUGCCUGAGUGUAGCUUCCCCUUUAAAUAAAGACAUUUUUCAUAAAA
Molecule: messenger RNA, 926 nt
Organism: Ooceraea biroi (clonal raider ant)
Lineage: Eukaryota; Metazoa; Arthropoda; Insecta; Hymenoptera; Formicidae
Product: pro-resilin
Cellular component (GO): extracellular matrix
Source: RefSeq, a predicted model, not a curated record